Bufo gargarizans (Asiatic toad) is the source of this 1756-nucleotide messenger RNA. RefSeq names its product keratin, type I cytoskeletal 47 kDa-like. Bases 72 to 1616 code for a protein of 514 amino acids. NCBI's taxonomy places the organism in Eukaryota, Metazoa, Chordata, Amphibia, Anura, Bufonidae. The record is from RefSeq and is a predicted model, not a curated record. Gene Ontology annotation, molecular function: structural molecule activity. The transcript has 8 exons.
UAACUGCACUACCGUCUGGUCGUUACAACAGCCACAGAUUGCACUGAAAGCUCCUUUUCUAAUCCACCAUCAUGACAAGCCAAUAUGCAAGGUCUUUAGGAGGUGGCCAAAGUGCAGGGUCUUCUUCAUUUAGGAGAUCAACACAAUUCAGUCAGAAAUCUGGGGGAAGUAGUGCAGGUGGAGGAUAUGGUGGGGGUCAAGGAGGAAUAAUAAUGAAUGGAGCAGGCUUUGGAAAUUUUGGCUAUGAUGAAUUCGGUGGUGAAUUUGGUGAAGGUUUUGCUGCAGGGGGUGGUGGAGGUUAUGGAUCAGGAUUUGGUGGAGGUGUUAGUAGUGGCUAUGGAGGGGGAUUUGGUGGAGCAGCUGGUGGCGGAGGUGCAUUUGGUGGAAGUGGGGGUGUAAGAUUUGGUGGAGGAGUUAGUGGUGGAUAUGGUGGAGGAUUUGGUGGAGGCGCUGGUGGAGGAUUUGGGGGUGGAGGAGGUGCAAUGGAUGGAAUUUUAGGAACCAGUGAAAAACACACCAUGCAGAAUCUAAAUGACCGUUUGGCUACCUACUUGGAAAAGGUCAGGGCAUUAGAGGAGGAUAAUGCUGACCUUGAGCGCAAAAUCCGAGAGUGGUAUGAAAAACACCGCCCAGGCUCCACUACUGGAGAAGCACCAGACUACAGCAAGUAUGAAAAAAUAAUUGAGGAUCUCAGGAAUAAGAUCUUAGCUGCCACUAUUGACAACGCCAAGACCAUUUUGCAAAUUGACAAUGCCAGGCUGGCAUGCGAUGACUUCAGACUAAAAUAUGAGAACGAGCUGGCUCUCCGACAGAGUGUGGAGGCUGAUAUUAAUGGUUUACGCAGAGUCCUGGAUGAACUAACCUUAGCAAAAUCUGACUUGGAAGUACAGAUUGAAAGCCUUACUGAAGAAAUUAUGUAUCUCAAGAAGAACCAUCAAGAGGAGAUGAAUUCUCUUCAUGGUUCACAAACCGGAGAAGUUACAGUUGAGAUGAAUGCUACUCCGGGAACAGAUCUGACCAAAAUUUUGAACAACAUGAGGGAACAGUAUGAAACAAUUGCUGAGAGGAACAGAAAGGAAGCUGAGGCUCGGUUCCUUGAGCAGAGUAGGGAGCUGAAGAAAGAAAUUACAGCCGGGGUGGCCCAGGUGCAGACCAGCACUUCUGAGAUCUCUGACCUGAAAAGAAGUCUUCAAGCCCUGGAGAUAGAGCUACAGUCCCAGUUGGCAAUGAAAAGAUCCCUUGAAUCCACAUUGGCAGAAACUGAAGGUCGGUAUUGUGCCCAGAUUGCACAAAUACAGAACAUUAUCAGUAGCGUGGAAGAACAAUUGGCCCAGCUGAGAUGUGACAUGGAACGUCAAAGCGAUGAGUAUAAUCGGCUGCUCGAUAUAAAAGUCAGGUUGGAGCAAGAAAUUGAGAAAUAUCGUCAGCUACUCGAUGGAGAAGGGUCAAAACUGAGCAUUUCAUCAAGUUCUUCUACAUUUAGAGGGUCCCCGGCAUCUUCAGUGGACUCCUCAAAAGAUCCAAACAGAACGAGACUUGUCAAGACCAUUGUUGAAAACCUGGUGGAUGGCAAAGUCGUCUCUUCAGAGGUUAAGGAAAUAAAAGAGAAAUAUUAACACAGACCUUUGCAGAAGCUGAGGAAACUUCCAUUUCAGACCUUCCAGACCAUUAUCUUUCAAGGACCUUCUGUUGUCCCUCCUUUUAUAAUGCUUUAUGUGUCCUUUGCAUGUUCUGUCCAAUAAACUUUUGCAAGCAA